Laetiporus sulphureus 93-53 is the source of this 782-nucleotide messenger RNA. RefSeq lists its product as uncharacterized. The record is from RefSeq and is a predicted model, not a curated record. The coding region runs from base 76 to 612 and encodes 178 amino acids. Lineage: Eukaryota; Fungi; Basidiomycota; Agaricomycetes; Polyporales; Laetiporaceae. The transcript has 4 exons.
CGUAUUCGGCCAGUUUUUAUCCCAACUGGUCUCCUCCAGCCCAUGAUAAUAAACCAGGAAACAGGUCCAUCGGAAAUGCUUCCCUGGUCCGCUCAUUCGCAGACUACACAUCUCAUAUCCGAUGGGCAGUUCAUUCAUUUUACCGGUUCAAUGAGAAACCUGAGGGUCAUUCCAUACCAAUUAUAUUCGAACAAGGACAGCCGCGAGUUCCAUGCCGAGUCUAUUGUCGAUAUUCCUCCAAUAUGCCUCCGUGAUAUUCAGCAGGGAGAUCUCUCGCGCAUGCAGCUUCCUGCUCUAAAAGUCACCGGCAAGCAAUUCGGUAUCAAAGUAUCCGUGAGGAUCUCGAUACGUCCCUAUAACACACAUCUGAACAAGCAGAUUACAAUUCGUAGAUCGACUGCGUCCUCUGAGUACGUCGAUACGUACAAGCUGUUGGAGAAAAUCGCAAGGUUGUUCCUUCAGUUCAUGGAGCACGUACAAAGCGACUUGAACAUUGCCAAUGAGUGGGGACUCUUCCCGACUGGCCGAAUCAACGUCGAUCGCAUCUUCCUGCUGGCGAUUAUCAGGGUGGCUUAUGGUAGUAUUCAACCAGUUUUUGGCACCGAUGUCUGAGAUGCUGAGGUCAGUGUCUGCACGCUGCUAUGAUGCGUCCAAGCACUACGUUACCUAACGCGUGCUGUGAAACAUUACAAUGGAGAAUCCGUGCCUUGUGAACUUGAAUUGUCCUUUGUUAUUUUGGGCGAGUUCGUUUUCGUAUUUGUGUUGUAAUAUGGAUACCGUGG